CCCCACGGCAGCUUUGACAGACGGCGGGACCGGGUCAUCAGGCCUAUCGGGUUCCGGAGGCUGCAAGAGCUGGGCGAGAAGGACCCGAAAGAGGUCGUCCUGACCUUGGUGGAGCGGACCAGUGGGUGUAAGGAACUGCUAGAUGAGACCUCCAUUCGAAAGGACCUGGUGGCUGUACUACUCCGCGUUCUCGCAAGGGCGUGCGACUGUUCUACAUCUCCUGUAAACACCAUGAAGCUGAUGGUGAUGGUCCGUAACUCCAACUUCCUGACCGGCGCCCUCCCGUUGUACUUCACGACAAUGCUGACAGAGAGCUCUUACCACGCACAGCAGGAGUUUGGAGAACCGAUCAAAUGUGCUCUCAGGUUGUUCCGUGAGCUGCUGGACAGGUCUGCUAGUUCUCACAUACAGGUAGGGAUCCCGUUGGCAGUGUUAGGUACAACUAUCAACACUCUACGGGCCGUAAGCACCGUUGUGGACGAAGACAUAGAGACAAGGUUGGUGGAGGUUGAGUCGCGCAAAGACGCCAUCAUCGACGCCAUCCAACGCAAAGGAGCAGUCUUGAAAGACGACGACGGAACUCUAGCCACGCGCCUGGACCGACAACUUCAGCUCGAGCAGCCUCCGGACGAUUUCCGGGAACUGACGGUCAUCCCAACAUUCGAAGAUAUCCACACGGACAAGGAACCAUUUCUCCGCCCCAAUAUUGUCCGUGGCCGCUACCCAGACGUGGACACGUAUCUGGACGUCCAGUUCAGGCUGCUGCGAGAAGACUUCGUACGGCCACUACGAGAAGGCAUCGCCGAGUUCCUGGACAUGCGCAAACGUGGAUUUGGAAAAGACCGGAGGCUCCAAGACAUCCGUGUCUACCAUGACGUACACGUUGUCCACCCCAUCUGCACGGUGAGUGGGAUCGUCUACAGGAUACAGUUCGACGCUGCAAGGCUCCGGGGGGUUCGCUGGCGGUCAACAAAGCGACUCAUCUUCGGCUCCCUCCUCUGCCUCUCCAAGGACGAGUUCAAGACCAUGUUCUUCGCCACUGUCGCCAACCGCGAUCCGAAACAACUCGAACAAGGGUGCGUAGAAGUUCGCUUCGAGCAGAACCUCGAAGACGCGUCGGCCAUCAGCCCCACAGACACCUUCAUCAUGGUGGAGACUUCCGCCUACUUCGAAGCCUACCGACACGUCCUGAAAGGUCUGCAGGAGGUCCGUCAGGACUCAAUGCCGUUCAUCAAGUACAUCGUGGACUGCGACUGUGCCAACGGCGUGGAUCCACCGGCGUACCUGCGAGGGAGGUACGGGCUCGGAGAAGUCAACUAUGACCUCAGAGAUCUAGUUGAGACUCCCAAGCAGGAGAGGGUGAGACGUCGUGCGAGGCCAAGAGACCCGUACGGAGACCUUUUGGGGUCUGAUCCUGAAGAAUCAGAUGGCUCCGACGAGGAGGAGCUUGUUAACGUAUACGGCAGCAACAAUCCACACCUUGCUCGUGCCCGGUCGGUUCCCAUUCUCCGAGAAUACAUGUGGCCUUCUGCUGAUGCUCUACACCUGGACGAGUCCCAGUACCUCGCCGUAAAGAUGGCGUUGACCAAAGAAUUCUCUGUCAUCCAGGGUCCACCGGGAACUGGCAAAACUUACAUCGGGCUGAAGAUCGUACAAGCUCUGCUGAAGAACAAGGGCGUGUGGCUGAGGGACCAGGAUCUGCUGAACAGCCCAACCAGGCCAAUCCUUGUGGUGUGUUACACGAAUCAUGCCCUUGAUCAGUUCCUCGAAGGUAUCUCUGAGUUCCACUCCACAGGCAUAGUGAGAGUGGGAGGGCGAAGCCGCAGUGAGAAGAUGGAGCAGUUCAAUCUGAAGACCAUAAGGUUUAGUAAGAGGAAGGACAGGAAGGUCCCGCGGUAUAUCCACGAAGGCGCCGCGGAGGCAAGGAACGACAUGCAGCGCUUUCAACAGCAGAUGGAGAUGGCUGUGGCACAGAUGAUGGCGACGCAAAGAGGACUCAUCCACGAGGAUGCCCUAAUGCCGUUCAUGGACGACAAUCACAGAGAAACCUUGGUGAACAUGUGGCUGGUGGCCAACGACGGUGGGUGGUCGGGCGGUGGACGGAAGGGCUCUGUAAUGGUCCAGUGGCUUGUCCCGGCAGGACCCGUCUUCAUACUGCCGACAGAAGACGGACAGAACCAACCUGAAGAGGGGGAUGAAGAGGAAGACGCAGCAGCACAGGGAGAAGAAGAGAUCGACGUCAUGGAAGAAGCCGACUUGUUGGAGGAACAGCGUUUGCUGGACGACGACGAGCAGCUGUACGGACAUGAAAAGAGAGGGAGGGCCAAGGGGAAAGCGGCCAGUGUGGACCUCGCGCUUGAUGUGGAGGCGUUACAGCUGGAGGAGCACCAGGCAGGAAACCAGGGCGAGUGGCAGGUCCAGACCAAUGCAAAGAAGAGGAAACAGAAGAUAAAGCACGAGCUCAGCAAGACGGACAUGAUGACCGAAACUCAAGUUCGCCGUGUCCAAAAUGUCUGGACGCUGCAGCUGCGGGACCGAUGGCGCCUCUAUCGGUACUGGGUUGCCAGGUACUGUGCUAAAUACAAGGAGUCUAUCAGAGAAUAUGAACAAGACUACGAACGUGCGGCUAAGCGCCUACUGGAGUUCCAGAGCCAAGAAGACGGCGAGAUUAUGAAGGAAGCAACCGUCAUUGGCAUGACCACCACUGGUGCUGCCAAGUACCGCUCAAUCCUGCAGGACAUCAGGCCUGCUAUCAUCGUAGUGGAGGAGGCAGCCGAAGUUCUGGAGGCCCACAUCGUCACAACUCUCUCUCAGCAGUGCCGACAUCUCAUCCUCAUCGGGGAUCACCAACAGCUCCGUCCCAACCCAACCGUCUUCCAACUGGCCAAAAAAUACAACAUGGACAUCUCCCUGUUUGAGCGUAUGGUAAAGAACGACAUGCAGUGUGUGCGGCUGCAGUCACAGCAUCGCAUGCGGCCAGAGUUCGCCCGGCUCCUGACGCCGCACAUCUACGACUCACUGGACAACCACGAAUCGGUGCUCAACUUCGAGAACAUCAAGGGCGUCUCUUCCAACAUGUUCUUCGUGGAUCACAGCUACUGGGAAGCGCAUGACGGCGACACGAAGAGCCGGUCCAACAUGCAUGAGGCGAAGUUCAUGGCCAGCUUCUGCCGCUACCUACUUCAGCAAGGGUACAGCCCGUCCCAGAUCACCAUCCUCACCACGUACACGGGACAACUCUUCAACUUCAAGAAGGUCAUGCCGAGGCAGGUCUUUGAUGGUGUGCGCGUCUGCGCCGUGGACAACUUCCAGGGAGAAGAGAACGACAUCAUCCUGCUGUCACUGGUGAGGAGCAAUGAUGAGGGCAAUGUGGGCUUCCUCAAGGUUGAGAACCGUGUUUGCGUUGCCCUCUCCCGAGCAAAGAAGGGCUUCUACGCCAUAGGCAACCUGACAAUGCUGGCGGAGGCGAGUCCUCUGUGGAGCAAGAUCAUUAAGGAACUGCGAGAGCAGCGUUGUGUGGGGACGCACCUUAACCUGUGCUGCCAAAACCACCCUGACAGCGUCAUCGCUGCAGCCACCGAGAAGGACUUCAACAAGGCACCGGAGGGGGGCUGCAUGCGGCCCUGUGAAUUCAGGCUGAAGUGUGGCCAUGUGUGCACAAGCGUCUGCCACCCUACCGACCCCGAGCAUGAAGAGUACAUGUGCAAGAAGGAAUGCCCCAAAGUCCUGUGUAGCCUGGGACACAAGUGUACCAAGCUCUGUUCUCAGCCCUGCGGCGACUGCAAGGUGCCAGUGGAGAAGAUCAUCCCAAGGUGUCAGCACAAGCAGAAGAUCCCAUGCGCCACGUCACCAAAUCUGUUCAAAUGCCAGGCGCCAUGCGACAAGACCCUUCCCUGUAACCACAGAUGCAAGAACAAGUGUAGCCAAGAGUGCAGCGUGCCCUGUAUGGAGAUGGUAGCACAUCGACUCCCCUGUGGUCACACCAUCCAGGCAGCCUGCUCGGCAAAAGAAGAGGACCUGGUCUGUAACACUCCAUGUCAACAGCUACUGAAGUGUGAGCACCAGUGCGCCGGUACGUGCGGUCGCUGCAAGCAAGGGAGGUUGCACCAACAGUGUAUGCGGCCAUGUAACCGUGUGCUCGUCUGCUCCCACCAGUGCACGGCCCCGUGUACACGCAACUGCCCUCCGUGCACCAAACGUUGUGAGAACCGCUGCAUCCACAGCCGCUGCCCACACGAGUGCGGGAAGCCCUGCGUCCCGUGCCAGGAGCCAUGCGAGUGGAGAUGCAGGCAUCACAAGUGUGACAAGCCUUGUGGUGAGCCUUGCGAUCGUCCUAGGUGUGACCGCCCUUGCAGGAAGACCCGACGCUGUGACAAAUGCAAGACAGACCAGCCAUGCAUCGGUAUGUGUGGGGAGCCUUGCCCAGACAAGUGCCGCGUGUGUGACCAUGACGAGGUGACAGAGAUCUUCUUCGGAACUGAAGACGAAGACGACGCCCAGUUCGUGCAGCUGGAAGACUGUGGCCACGUUCUAGAAGUCAGCGGCCUGGAUCAGUGGAUGGACGACACCUCUGACAGAAACAUCCAACUCAAAACCUGCCCGAAGUGCAAGACGCCAAUACGCCGCAACCUGCGCUACGGGAACAUCAUCAAGAAGACGCUGGGAAUGAUCGAGAAGGUGAAGGAGAAAUGGUACGGCGAAGACGACCAGAAGGCACAAACAGCAGCCAAUGCCAACAGGCUGAUGACAGAGCUCCAAUUCGAUGCUGACCUGGUCACUCGCUGCGCAGAGGCGUCAGAAGAUCUCCUUCGGCAAAUGAAAAACCACCGAAUAUUUUCACUGGGCCAGAUAGCCAUGUAUGAAAACAAAGUCCUUUUCCUCAAGGGGCUUGCCAAACUAAAGAAGGAGAGGAGACGAGAUCUUCUCCUCCUUGGAAACGCGCGCCACAUUCUACAAAUGGAUAAGGAAAUCGCAGAGAUGGAAAAGUGGCUGCAUCGUCGGACGGCACGUGUGGGUGAGCAGGAGUGGGAGGAGUUUGGGAGAGAGAUGAUUCGGCUGAACUUCCUCCUGAAGCUCCGAGUCCUGCAGGGUCAGAUCCGGAAGAAGGGAAUCAGCCUAGACGACCUGGCCCAGGCGAACCUCCUGAGCGCAAAACGCAGGCUGACCGGGUUCAAACCCUUCACCGAGGACAGAGAGGAACUGGUCAAGCAAGCCCUGGAAAAAGUUAAGAAGCUGACUACCAGGCUGUCGGGAGGUGCCGACAUUGGGAUCUCAGACGAGGAACGUGUCCAGGUGGUCCAGGCCAUGGGGUUGUCACGCGGACACUGGUUCCAAUGUCCCAACGGACAUGUAUACGCCAUCGGAGACUGUGGAGGAGCUACAGUGGAAAGCACGUGCCCGGAGUGCCAUUCUAGGAUCGGAGGGGGCGGACACAGGCUUCGGUCGGACAACCGCCUGGCUCCGGAGAUGGACGGAGCGCAGUACGCUGCAUGGUCCGAGCAGGCCAACUUGGACAACUACCAGGAAUUCCGCUUUUAGGUGACAAAGAAAUGAUGAGUUGAUUUGAAUUUCAUAAUUGUUCGUCAUUUACCACUUAGUCAUGUGGAAAAGAGAAAUGUAAGUCAGUAGCUAGAGAUGCAAACAUUUGGUCUUUUACAUUUGAGUGACGAUCUAUUUACCUUAUCUUUUUAUGGAUAUCACUUCUUGGAAAUAUGAGAUCCACUGUUUGUUGAAAAAAUCAUUCUGCUUUGGAGAAUAUUG
This is a messenger RNA of Branchiostoma floridae (Florida lancelet), 5760 nucleotides long. Its product is annotated as NFX1-type zinc finger-containing protein 1-like. Gene Ontology annotation, molecular function: helicase activity; zinc ion binding. Bases 232 to 5538 code for a protein of 1768 amino acids. The record is from RefSeq and is a predicted model, not a curated record. Gene Ontology annotation, cellular component: nucleus; nuclear RNA-directed RNA polymerase complex. Gene Ontology annotation, biological process: regulatory ncRNA-mediated heterochromatin formation. Lineage: Eukaryota; Metazoa; Chordata; Leptocardii; Amphioxiformes; Branchiostomatidae. The transcript has 9 exons.